Messenger RNA from Oncorhynchus tshawytscha (Chinook salmon), 1588 nucleotides. RefSeq lists its product as uncharacterized. The coding region runs from base 1 to 1056 and encodes 351 amino acids. The record is from RefSeq and is a predicted model, not a curated record. NCBI's taxonomy places the organism in Eukaryota, Metazoa, Chordata, Actinopteri, Salmoniformes, Salmonidae. The transcript has 4 exons.
AUGUACCCACAGAGACUGAUCCCAGGGACUGAUUCAGACCUGGGACACCAGAACGGACAUUCUAGAACCACUAGACAUUCUGCAACCACUAGACAUUCUAGAACCACUAGACAUUCUGCAACCACUAGACAUUCUAGAACCACUAGACAUUCUGCAACCACUAGACAUUCUAGAACCACUAGACAUUCUGCAACCACUAGACAUUCUACAACCACUAGACAUUCUGCAACCACUAGACAUUCUACAACCACUAGACAUUCUAGAACCACUAGACAUUCUGCAACCACUAGACAUUCUAGAACCACUAGACAUUCUGCAACCACUAGACAUUCUAGAACCACUAGACAUUCUGCAACCACUAGACAUUCUACAACCACUAGACAUUCUACAACCACUAGACAUUCUACAACCACUAGACAUUCUACAACCACUAGACAUUCUAGAACCACUAGACAUUCUGCAACCACUAGACAUUCUAGAACCACUAGACAUUCUGCAACCACUAGACAUUCUACAACCACUAGACAUUCUACAACCACUAGAACGGACAUUCUAGAACCACUAGACAUUCUGCAACCACUAGACAUUCUACAACCACUAGACAUUCUGCAACCACUAGACAUUCUGCAACCACUAGACAUUCUGCAACCACUAGACAUUCUAGAACCACUAGACAUUCUGCAACCACUAGACAUUCUGCAACCACUAGACAUUCUAGAACCACUAGACAUUCUGCAACCACUAGACAUUCUACAACCACUAGACAUUCUGCAACCACUAGACAUUCUAGAACCACUAGACAUUCUGCAACCACUAGACAUUCUGCAACCACUAGACAUUCUAGAACCACUAGACAUUCUGCAACCACUAGACAUUCUAGAACCACUAGACAUUCUGCAACCACUAGACAUUCUAGAACCACUAGACAUUCUACAACCACUAGACAUUCUGCAACCACUAGACAUUCUAAAACCACGAGACAUUCUAAAACCACGAGACAUUCUACAACCACUAGACAUUCUAGAACCACUAGAAGAGACAUUCUACAACCACUAGAAGGGACAUUCUAGAACCACGAGAAGGGACAUUCUAGAACCACUAGAUGGGACAUUCUAGAACCACUAGAAUGGUAUGGGAUGGCUACAGUCCAGUGUACAGAUUUCACACUCUGCUUCUCAAAUGGCACCGUUUCUCUGCAACGGCAGCCAGCGCGCUACAUGGGGAACAGGGUGUCAUUCGGGAUGCAGGCCCUGUCUUUGUCCGUUCUACUAAACUCUAACUCUGUAGUGGAACCCAUCCUUAACAUUCUCUCUCUCUCUCUUGAUUCUGAGGCAUUAGAUCCUGAAACUCACCAGCUGCCAAAAUAAGGUGCCUUUAGGUUUAUACCUGAACACUCCCCUACUGACCACACGUCACUAUAGCACUCCCCUACUGACCACACGUCACUAACACUCCCUUACUGACCACCCGUCACUAUAACACUCCCCUACUGACUGACCACACGUCACUAUAACACUCCCCUACUGACCACACAUCACUAACAUUCCCCUACUGACCACACGUCACUAACACUCCCCUACUGACAACA